AUGUCUCAACAUGUUUCAUCAUCACCCAAUUAUUUAUUCUCCUUCUUCAUCAUUUUGUUGUUUUCUUCAACAAUAUGUUCAACAACACAACAAGUUAAUAAAUUCUCAUCAUUAAAAUCACGAGGAGGAGAACAAUCGGCAUUUGGUUACUUUUUGUGGAUGACUGAUAUUCACUAUGAUCCAUUCUAUGAUCCAACCAUUCCUAAUCAUCAAUACUUUUGUAGAAAACCACAACAAGUAGUUACGGAAAAUCAGCCAGAACGUGUUCAACAAGAGUUUCAUCAUUUGAGAAAUACCAAACAAAAAAUCCAAGAUUUUUUGUUUAUUGAGGAAAAGAGAAAAAUUUUGAUUCGUAAUUCUAGUUCACCUUCUUUCGAGGGAAUUGAUACGAAUUUUACUGAUUAUGCAAUGUACGGAAGAUAUGGAUGUGAUGCUCCAAAGACACUUGUGGAAAGCACAUUUUCACAAAUUGCACAAGUUAUUAGGGAGCAUAAUGGAAUUUUACCAGAUUUUAUUGUCAUGAAUGGAGAUUACAAUGCUCAUCACUUGCCUAAUGGAUCAUUUGUUUUGCAAAAUACAUUGGAUGUGACGAAAAUGUUGCAAUCUACCUUGGCAAAACAGUUAAAUGUUUAUGAUUUGCCAAUAUUGCCAUGCAUUGGAAAUAAUGAUUUGUAUCCUGAUUAUUAUUUGCCAUAUAUUGAAGAUCCUGAUCAUGGAAAUGAAGCUUUGACUUGGUAUCAAAGUUUGUGGACUGGACCUGUUGGAUGGGGAAAAAUGUUUGGACUCACUGAGGACUAUCAAAGAAAUACCUUCUUGAAGGGUGGAUAUUACAAGUAUGAAAUUGUCAAGACUUCUCAGGGAAGAGAAUCCAAGUUGGUUAUUCUUGUUUUAAAUUCACUUUUAUACUCUGCGAAUAGAUAUCCAAAUAUGACAAAUGGAGCUGAGCCACCAAGUGAUCCAUCAGGACAACUUGCCUGGAUGGAAAUGGAAUUGUUAAAGGCAAGAAGUGAACUCUCAAUUAGAGAUGUAACUGUUUACAUUGUAACCCAUAUUCCAGCAAGUCAAAAUUCAUUUGAUAACAAAUCAUUGUGGAAGCCAAUGUAUGAAUCUCAAUUCUUGGCACUUGUGUCAAAAUAUAGUGAAAUGAUUACCACCAUUCUGUACGGUCACUUGCAUAAGGAUCAAUUCAGAUUAUUCAGAAACCAACAACCCAAUAAGGUUAAUGAUUUGGGUAACACCAAGAAUAAUUUUGCCAUGGUUGGAUUGUCAGUUUCGCCAGUAUUUUCCAAUAAUGUAGGAUUCAGAACCUUGUACUACAGUGAGAAAUAUCUAAUUUUGGAUUAUGAUCAAUAUUAUAUGGACAUUUACUCGAGUAAUCAAAAGAGAAAUGCAGUAUGGAAGAAGGGCUAUACCUUUUCUAAGGCGUUCCCAACACUUUUUGAGGAAGCACACUUUAUUAAUUCACUACUUGUCCAGUCAUUUUUGAAGAAAUUGGAACAAAGCUACCAAGAGGACGAUCAACAAGUUGACUAUCUCACUCAAUUUAUGGGAUAUAAGGAAGCUCAAUAUGUUGCAAAUAGAUUUAAAUACUUUUGUGAUAUUACAAUGUUGGAACCAACUGAAUUUAUUAAAUGUAUCGCAACAGGUAGUGAUAGUGGUGCAAUUCCAAUUCAAAAAUUUAUCAAUCGUAAAUAA
Molecule: messenger RNA, 1695 nt
Organism: Naegleria gruberi
Lineage: Eukaryota; Heterolobosea; Eutetramitea; Acrasida; Naegleriidae
Exons: 1
Coding region: 1-1695 (564 amino acids)
Molecular function (GO): hydrolase activity
Source: RefSeq, a predicted model, not a curated record